Molecule: messenger RNA, 2807 nt
Organism: Entelurus aequoreus (snake pipefish)
Lineage: Eukaryota; Metazoa; Chordata; Actinopteri; Syngnathiformes; Syngnathidae
Gene: zc3h10
Product: zinc finger CCCH-type containing 10
Exons: 3
Coding region: 369-2015 (548 amino acids)
Molecular function (GO): metal ion binding
Source: RefSeq, a predicted model, not a curated record
CGCACCGGAAAUAACAACAAAGGAAAAUAAUUCUUCUUCGUUGGUAGUAAAGGAAACCUCCAGCAAUAUGUGUUUAAAAAGUCAUCGAGGCUCUUGAGGAAUUACGGAAACACACUGGAGCGCUUCAUUAAAGAGGAGGUCUGUGUGAAAAGUGAAAUUGCUUUUAUUAUAGCGUGGCGUUUGAACGCAGAAGAGCAAUUGUUGGUUUCUCGCUCUACCCUCUCUGUGCCCCUGGCGGAGGAAGGCUGGAUUCAGGAGGAAAAAGCAACCCCUAUGUCGCAACUCUGCGCAUGCAAAAAGUCACCGGGAUACAGCAACCAUCCUUACACACAUGAGUGCUUUUUUCUCCCCGAGCUGGGCCGCGCGCCAUGCCUGAUCGGGACGGCUCCUACCUGUCAGGCGGUAGUGGAAGUGGUGGUAAUCUGAGCGAGGAAGGAGGAGCGGGAUCUGGUUGCACUGCAGAGGGCAGAGGAGGUUCUGGAGGGGGCGCCGGUGGCAACCUGUCUGGCUCUGGAAGCAUGGGGGGAGGCGGGGCACUCGGCAACGGUUGCGUAAACGGGUGUGGCGGGGUCCAAGGCGCUGGGCCGCCGCUUGACGGCGUCUGCAGGGAUUUUAUUCGCAAUGUCUGCAAGAGAGGGAAGCGUUGUCGCUUCAAGCAUCCCGACUUUAACGAAGUACCCGACUUGGGAGUGCAAAAGAACGAGUUCAUCUUCUGCCAUGAUCAUCAGAAUAAAGAGUGCUUGCGCUCCAACUGUCGCUUCGUGCAUGGAUCCAAAGAGGAUGAGGACUACUAUAAGAAAACCGGUGAGUUGCCCCUCAGACUGAGAGGAAAAGUUGCAGCACGGCUUGGCCUCUCGCCUAUGGAUCUUCCUCAUAGCAGAGGGGAGGUCCCAAUCUGCAGAGACUACCUGAAGGGGGAAUGCCAGCGAGGAAAUAAAUGUAAAUUUCGCCACGUCCAAAAAGACUAUGAAUAUGAACCUUCCAGAGUUGGCGGGGCUGGUGGGAUUGGACCUAGUACUGGUGGAAUGGUGAAUGCUGGUAGUGCUAUUGGUGGCGGAGUAGUAGGAACAUGUGGGGGGAUUCCAGGACUUGUUGGAGCAGGAGUUGGAAAUAACAUGAUUGGGAUGAGUUGUCCUAGUAUGGGCGGGUGCAGAGAUCCGAGCCUCUCAGGAGUGGGAAGUGUCGGCGCGGGGGCAAUGAGCGGCUGCCUGUCAAUAGGCCCUUCAGGACAGAGACGGUACGACAGGAACUCCCUGACAGUGUACGACCCCUUACUCGAGAGCGGGCUGUUUGAUCCCGGCUCCCUGGAGGGCUCGCUGGACCACGCCGCUUUCCAGAUAAAGAGACGGAGGUUGGAGGGGCUGCGUCUGGCCGACGGGAGCAUAGGUGGCCACUAUGAGCUUGGUGUCCAGGCCGCCUUGCCCACACGCCCUCUGGAGUACAGUUUCCUGGUGGAGGAAAACAGUCUGCUGAGGAAAAGAGUGGAAGAGUUAAAGAAACAGGUUUCGAACCUUGCUGCCACGAAUGAGGUUCUCCUGGAGCAGAACGCUCAGUUCCGCAGUCAGACCAAGGUGAUGACGCUGUCCUCCACGCCCGCCCCCACCGAGCAGACUAUGGCAGCUCCCGUGGGCGGGGUCAGCUCCUACAAUCACAGCAUCGCCCAGACUCACACCACCCUGAGCAGCACCGGGCUGCAGCCUCGGCCAGUCACACAGCAGGACCUGGUGGCGCCCACCGGCGCUCCUGCAGCACCUCCUACUAACGCUGCUCCCCCCACCGCACCUCCCCCUCACCUCAACCCAGAAAUCACGCCCCUCUCGGCCGCUUUGGUGCAGACUAUUGCCCAGGGGAUGGCGCCUCCCGUUUCUAUGGCGCCUGUGACAGUGUCCGUGGCGCCGGUGGCUGUGUCGAUGACACAGCCUAUGCCGGGCAUCACAAUGAGUCAUGCCACCACACAGAUGGUGUCGUACCCCAUCGCCAGUCAGAGCAUGAGGAUCACAACUCUGCCUCAUUAAUUGUUCCUCAGAAGCUUAGGAACUGUAACGGUCUCCUUCUGAACUGUAUUAAGGCGUAUUUUGGGCCACACUUUUAUUUUUACAGUAAUAUGAGAAGUAGUAAAAUUGACUUUUUUUUUGUUUGAAUCAUCCCACCAGAACGAUUUUUUACCUUCUUUUCCUCUUAUUUUCUUGUAAUAAUAAUUGUCAUAAGACGAUAACUUUUUUCUCCGUAAAUUGCAAACCUUAGUUUAAUGGAGAUGUGUAGAUCUAUUGGGUAAUGAUCUGUAUUGGCCGAUAUUUUUUGUGGAAAAAGUUAGUGAUCAGCCAUUGCCGAUUAAUGCCUUUUAAUGCCCAUCCCCUCUGGCUGACUUGCGGACUUAUUUAAUAGCACGUCAUUGCUGUUAUAAGACACGUUUUUUCUUGUGAAGUGACUUUCUUUCAGUUAUAUUGAUUUCCCCAUCAUAAUUUUACUAAAUAUCUACUUUCUUUCCCCCCACCAAAGUGUGGCCCUCAUACCUACUGUGAUUGAAUCAGUUAGCCUAGCAGAUUAAACCUAUGUUAUACCACCAGAGGGCAGCAGAGACUUCUGUUCCUUUAAAGCUGCUCUGAAUCACCUUUGAACUUUGCUUCAAGUUUGUGAAAGAGACAAAAGUGUUGGGACUUGCACUGUUCUUCCUUGGAAGUUAAAACAAAAACCACAGGAGACAUUUUUGUGACUUAACUUUGUUACUUUGCACAUUUCAGCAGCCAUUCAGUGAUGUGUUGUUUGCCUUUGUUGCCUCACACAAAAUAAAUACUGUAGUGUGUUCA